This is a messenger RNA of Pseudogymnoascus verrucosus, 2921 nucleotides long. RefSeq lists its product as uncharacterized. The transcript is spliced from 4 exons. The record is from RefSeq and is a predicted model, not a curated record. The coding region runs from base 333 to 2921 and encodes 862 amino acids. Gene Ontology annotation, molecular function: beta-glucosidase activity. NCBI's taxonomy places the organism in Eukaryota, Fungi, Ascomycota, Leotiomycetes, Thelebolales, Thelebolaceae. Gene Ontology annotation, biological process: glucan catabolic process.
CGUUGAAGUGGACAAUAGGAACCAAAUUCUACGUGACACGACAGUCAACUUCCCCGUUCCCGGAACUCUGAAGUGGACAGCUGUGGAUAUGCACAAGUGUGGAUGCCGAAACUGACACUAGUCUCAUCGGCCACGUUUACGAGCUCCUGGGCUAGGCCCAAAUGAAUGUGGUAUUGUAGAUAUUGGCGCUGAUAUUUCUUUCUGUUAUAAGCUAUAAGCCUCGUAUCUUUGCGUUACUCUUACUAUCUAUCUUAUUUCAUUACCAUUCUUUCUGUUGGUUUAUUUACCACGCUAUACGUUUCGCAGUCUUUCUCUUUCUCAAACCCUGUGCAAUGGCCACUGUUGACAUACCAGUAGCUUUGGCUACAGACCUUUCGAAACAUGCAACGACCCCUGCAACACACGGACAAGUAACACAAGUAACAACCGAGAUAUCACCAUCAGACCCGAUCAUAAAGCAGCUUACGAUAGAAGAAAAAGUCCAACUGUUAUCUGGCAGAAAUUUCGUCAGCACCGCAGGUGUUGCUCGUCUCGGUAUUCCUCCAUUGAAGCUAGUCGAUACUGUCAAUGGCGUCAAAGGCAGCGAUCUUCACAAUGGAACUUCAACACUCUGCUUCCCGAGCACAGCUUGUUUAGGGGCAACAUGGAACCGGGAACUGCUUACUCGCAUGGGGAAAAAGCUGGCAGCGCAGGCAAAGUCCAAAUCCGCUCAAGUAAUUCUAGGGCCUUCCAUGAAUAUGCAUCGCGAUCCUCGUGGAGGCCGAAAUUUCGAAUUUUUCAGCGAAGAUCCAUUACUUACGGGAGAGCUUGGUGCGGCACUGGUGAAUGCCAUUCAAUCGGAAGGAGUUGGCGCGUGCCCAAAGCAUUUCGUGGGAAACGAGUGUGAGACAAAGAGGAGGAUACAAGAUGUUACCGAAUCUUUAGACGGGAGAACGAUGAGAGAGAUCUACCUGGCAGCUUUCCAAGUCAUGCUUCGCAACUCUGAUCCUAUGGCCCUAAUGACUGCAUACAACAAAGUUGAUGGCGUAUAUUGUAGCGAAAAUAUCCCAUUGAUACAGGAUGUCCUUCGAGGCGACUGGGGCUAUAAAGGCUGUGUCAUGUCAGAUUGGUACGGAACCAACUCUGAGACUGCAGCGCUUAAAGCAGGUCUAGAUUUGGAAAUGCCAGGCCCAUCCGUCUUUCGGGGUGCAUCACUGGUUAAAAAUGUUCAGAAUGGAACAGUGGAUGAAAAACUAGUGGACCAGCGACUUGCCAACGUCUUGCGCCUGAUCGAACGAACUGCUGAAAGCCACUCGACAGAACCUGAAAAAUCUCUCAAUGAUGAAUCAGGGAACUGUUUGGCCAAGGAGAUUGGAACAGAAGGCAUCGUUCUGUUGCAGAAUAGGAAGUCAGUGUUGCCUCUACAGAUAACUCAGAAGUUAGCUGUGAUCGGGUCCGCUGCAACUACUCCGCCAAUAUCUGGAGGUGGUAGUGCAUCCGCGCCGCCUCAGUAUCUCCAGCGGCCGAUUGAUUCGAUUAAAGCACUACAUUCACACCCGGAAUUUGUGACAGGUUCCGAAGGUGUAAAGGUACAUGCUACUAUUCCAAUCUGUGCUGAAGACCAGAUAUUCGCACGAAAUGGCGAACAUGGCGUGGAUGUGAGCUAUUUCAACGACAGGAUUGAGAUGCCAAUUACCGAAGAGUUUCAAAAAAUUCCUCAGGUUGUCAUGCUUGGUCGAAUCAAACCAGGCCUAAAGGCAGAAGGAUUUCAUUAUGAGAUGUCUACUACUCUCAUUCCCACUACUACUGGGCUACAUACCAUAGGAAUUCACGCUACUGGCUCUUUCCUUCUCACUGUCAAUGGGAAAGAAGUUCUAUCCGAGACAGUUUCUGGAAUCACAGUUGAGGAUUUCCUCUUCAAGCCUGAACGCCUUGAAGUUCGCUGCCAGGUCGAAAUGAAGGCAGGCAUGCCAUACUUCCUGAAGUUGGUAGUCCAGCCGCAUAAACCAGCAUCAAUGACAGGCGAGCCGUUAGUCCAUGGAGCCAAACUCUGCUAUAUAGAGGAGUAUUCUGAUUGUAACGCAAUCUCCGAAGCUGUCGCCGUAGCAGAGCACGCAGAUGCCACUAUCAUAUUUGCUGGACGCAAUUCAGAGUACGAAUCCGAGGGUUUCGAUUUGCCUGAAAUCACUCUACCUGCCAACCAAGUCAAGAUGAUUAAAAAGGUGGCAGCUGCGAGUCGAAGAAGCGUGCUUAUUCUUCAUUGCGGAAAUCCAAUCGAUGUACGAGACUUUAUAGACGAUGUUGACGCGAUUAUCUGUGCUCAUUUCUUGGGCCAAGAAGGAGGCAAUGCUCUUGCUGAGAUUCUGUACGGCAAGGUGAACCCCAGUGGUAAGCUUGCUGUGACUUGGCCUAAGAAGUUGGAGGAUACACCAUCAUAUCAAUCUUUCCCAGCCACAGAAACGGCCCGGGGAUGGGAGAUUUCGUGUGGUGAAGGAAUAGGAUUGGGAUACCGACAUAAUUGGGUUAAUUCGCCUCAAUUUGCCUUCGGGUUCGGAUUAUCAUACACGUCGUUUGAGCUUUCAUCUCUCAAAGUUACAAGGUCCAACACGGCCGCCUCUGUUGGAGACAACGAAAUCAUAGUGGAGGUAGAAUUAUCCAACACUGGACCAGUCAGUGGUGCAGAGGUUGUGCAAGUAUAUGUCGAGGACGUCGCCUCAUCUGUCACUCGGCCAUCCCGAGAACUAAAGGCCUUCGAAAAAACGCAUCUCGAGCCGCAAACAUCGGAGACUAUCCGAUUUUUCAUCAAAGACAAGUACGCCUUUAGCUACUGGGAUGAAGAGACCAGGUGCUGGCGUGCGGAGGCGGGUGAAUUUAAGAUUCAUGUUGGCGAUUUGGUCGCGCAAAUUCAUCUUGAACAGGGAUUUUCUUGGAAGGGGUUGUAG